Odobenus rosmarus divergens (Pacific walrus) is the source of this 2029-nucleotide messenger RNA. RefSeq names its product tRNA isopentenyltransferase 1 (gene TRIT1). Gene Ontology annotation, biological process: tRNA modification. Lineage: Eukaryota; Metazoa; Chordata; Mammalia; Carnivora; Odobenidae. The record is from RefSeq and is a predicted model, not a curated record. Gene Ontology annotation, molecular function: ATP binding; tRNA dimethylallyltransferase activity. The transcript is spliced from 11 exons. Gene Ontology annotation, cellular component: mitochondrion. The coding region runs from base 4 to 1401 and encodes 465 amino acids.
AAAAUGGCGGCGGCGGCUGCACGAGCAGUUUCUGUAGGGUCCGGGCUCCGGGCCCUGCCACGAACACUGCCUCUUGUAGUGAUUCUCGGGGCCACGGGCACCGGCAAAUCCACCCUGGCGUUGCAGCUAGGCCAACGGCUCGGUGGCGAAAUCGUCAGCGCUGACUCCAUGCAGGUUUAUGAAGGCCUGGACAUCAUCACCAACAAGGUUUCUGCCCAAGAGCAGAGAAUAUGCCAGCAUCACAUGAUCAGCUUUGUGGAUCCUCUCGUGACAAAUUACACAGUUGUGGACUUCAGGAACAAGGCAACUGCUCUGAUUGAAGAUAUAUUUGCCCGAGACAAAAUUCCUAUUGUCGUGGGAGGAACCAAUUAUUACAUUGAGUCUCUGCUCUGGAAAGUUCUUGUCAAUACUAAGCCCCAGGAGGUGGGCACUGAGGUGAUUGACCGGAAAGUAGAGCUUGAAAAGGAGGAUGGCCAUGUACUCCACAAACGCCUCAGCCAGGUGGACCCAGAAAUGGCUGCCAAGUUGCACCCACAUGACAAGCGCAAAGUGGCCAGGAGCUUGCAAGUGUUUGAAGAAACGGGAAUCUCUCAUAGUGAAUUUCUUCAUCGUCAACAUGCAGAGGAAGGUGGUGGUCCCCUUGGAGGCCCUCUGAAGUUCCCUAACCUUUGCAUCCUCUGGCUUCAUGCUGACCAGACAGUUCUAGAUGAGCGCUUGGAUAAGAGGGUGGAUGACAUGCUUGCUGCUGGGCUCUUGGAUGAACUAAGAGAUUUUCACAGACGCUAUAAUCAGAAGAAAGUUGCAGCAAAUAGCCAGGACUAUCAACAUGGUAUCUUCCAAUCCAUUGGCUUCAAGGAAUUUCACGAGUACCUGGUCACGGAGGGAAAAUGCACACCAGAGACUAGUAACCAGCUCCUAAAGAAAGGUAUUGAGUCUCUGAAACAAGUGACUAAGAGAUAUGCCCGGAAGCAAAACCGAUGGGUUAAAAACCGUUUUUUGAGCAGACCGGGUCCCAGUGUCCCCCCAGUAUAUGGCUUAGAAGUAUCUGAUGUCUCGAAGUGGGAAGAGUCUGUUCUUGAACCUGCUCUUGACAUCGUGCAAAGUUUCAUCCAGGGCCACAAGCCUGCAGCUGCUCCAGUAAAGAUGCCAUACAAUGAAAUGGAGAACAAGAGAAGUUAUCACAUGUGUGACCUCUGUGAUCGAAUCAUCAUUGGGGACCGUGAAUGGGCAGCACAUAUAAAAUCCAAAUCCCACUUGCACCAACUGAAGAAGAGAAGAAGAUUGGACUUGGAUGCUGUAGCUACUGUAGAAAAUCAGAGUAUUUCUCCAGACCGUGACAAAGAGCUUAAAGAGAAAGGAUCCCCAGGGCAGAAUGAGAAAGAGCUGAAGUCUGGUGUUUAAAGAGACAAGUCCAGUAGCCUUUGCACAGGUAGGGACCCAGUUCAGGAGGGAGGGUUAUGUCUGUAUCCCUGUCUGGACUGAGGAGUGCUAUGCAGAAAGCCCCCACCAUUUUCUUUCUUUGGUGGUAUAGUUUUAAAGUCUCCUGCUCUCUGUCAUGGGAACAGCAGGUCUUGUUAGCUUCUUGUUUGGCUCAUGUGCCUGGUAAUGAUGAUUUGGGGAAGGAAUUUUUUUUCUUUCAACCUUAAAGGUUCUAUUUUUGAAAGAGGCACAGAUUGCACUUUUUAAUACUUGAGGAUCUUUUUGGUAAUGAAUACCUGAAUUUCCUAUAUCCCUUAAAAAAAGUUUUAUGUCCCUGACUCUGGCUAAAAAUAUCUCAUUUUCAGAUACUUUUAUAAAAGAUGACUGAAGUAUUGUGAGCCACAAAUCAGGAGUUCUGGAUUUGGGUGAAUGACAGGAAAGCCCCAGCCCCAGUGAGAUGAUUAAGUGACCUCAACCAGUUCUUGGAAUUCCACUGAGAAGGAGAGAAGGAGGUGGUCAUGACGUGGCACUUGAAAACGAGACUUUAACAUUUGUUGAGGUCCUCCUGUGUGAUAAUUACUAUCACUGCUGUCUUUCUAUUGAGUUAGGA